This is a messenger RNA of Callorhinchus milii (elephant shark), 809 nucleotides long. RefSeq names its product SAM pointed domain-containing Ets transcription factor-like. The coding region runs from base 1 to 729 and encodes 242 amino acids. Gene Ontology annotation, biological process: cell differentiation; regulation of transcription by RNA polymerase II. NCBI's taxonomy places the organism in Eukaryota, Metazoa, Chordata, Chondrichthyes, Chimaeriformes, Callorhinchidae. Gene Ontology annotation, molecular function: DNA-binding transcription factor activity, RNA polymerase II-specific; sequence-specific DNA binding. The record is from RefSeq and is a predicted model, not a curated record. The transcript is spliced from 4 exons. Gene Ontology annotation, cellular component: nucleus.
AUGGCCAGUCUGUUCCCUGGAUCAUCGUACCUGGUACAAGAUGUUCUGUGCAAACCUCUGGAAUACAGCACAUUCCAUCCCCAGGGACCUGAGUACAUGGAUGUAGACACUGAGACAUUGCUGGAACAGAUUCAGUCCUUGUUACUUCGAGAAGUUUGCAAAGAGAUCCAGACUGCUUGUCGACUGCUGAACAUAUCACCAGAUCCCACGGAAUGGAGUGCAGACAAUGUUGGCAAAUGGAUUCUAUGGACAGAACACCAAUACAAACUGCCCAACAUUGGGAAGAAAGGUUUCUUGAAUCUGAGUGGAAGAGAGAUGUGCUAUCUAACGGUGGAGCAGUUUAAAGAGAGAGCAGCAACCGGUGGGGAUGUGCUUCAUGCACAUCUGGAUAUAUGGAAAUCAGGUACCCAUGAAGAUCAGGUACAGAAGCCAAAUGAAGCCAGCUUACGCUCAGAUACUCAGCCAGUUCACCUCUGGCUGUUUUUGAAAGAUCUCUUAUUGAAACCACACAAUUAUGGAAGGUUUAUCCGAUGGUUAGAUAAAGAGAAAGGCAUAUUUAAGAUCGAGGAUUCAGCACAAGUGGCUCGGCUGUGGGGGAUUCGAAAGAACAGGCCAGCGAUGAAUUAUGAUAAACUCAGCCGUUCAAUCCGGCAAUAUUACAAAAAGGGUAUCAUUAAGAAACCAGACAUUGCGCAGCGACUAGUCUACCAAUUUGUUCACCCACUGUGAAGCUGCUCCCAAUACAUAUGGUAUCAUUGCUCCACCUUCAUUUGCUCCUAUUAACUGGUUUUGCAUCUCAUUUAGAAGUG